This is a messenger RNA of Paramecium sonneborni, 1558 nucleotides long. The record is from the annotation of a GenBank genome assembly. Lineage: Eukaryota; Ciliophora; Oligohymenophorea; Peniculida; Parameciidae.
AUGGAUAUUCAAUACAAAUCUGCAUUACCCUUUGUUUUGUUAGUUAUCAAUGUUGUCUUAGGUUCUUUAUUUUUUGGAUAUGCAAUUUCCUAUCUAAAUUCAGCUUCGAACUUUUACCCCAUUUAUUAUCUCAUAACUGACUAUGACUCAUCAACCUAAAAUUUGCUUAAAGCUUUAGUUGGAGGUAUCAUAAUCUAAAAUAUCUUAUUUAGCUAUUUUUACCUUAUCAGCUGGAGGUGGAGCAAUGUUUUCAGGCAAUUUAUUACAAAUGUUUAGUUUAAGAAAGGCUUUUAUGAUUACUGACUUAAUUGGAAUUAUUGGAGUAUUACUAGAAAUUAUAUCCAAUAUUUAUACAUUUUAUAUUGCCAGAAUUCUGAUAGGUUUUUGUGUAGGACUCAAUUCUUCACUAAUUCCAUUAUAUAUUAAAGAGUUUUCACCAAGUAGAUUAUCUGGAUCGCUAGGGGCACUUAAUUAACUAACUAUUAAUAUCGGAAUCUUAAUAGGAUUAAUUUCUGCCUUGUAAGUUUUUUUAUAAUUACAUAGUUUCUAUUCAUCUGAUUUAAAUGAUGAAAAAUCGAAUGAUAAUGUUUUUAGAUUAUUCUUAGAAAUUCCACUUAUAUUUUGUGUUAUUAGAACUUUAUUAUUAGCAUUGGUUUUUAAAAAUGAACCACCUUCUUAUUAUGUUCAACAAAAUGAUUUGAGUUAGGUAUGAAAUUCAAAUAAUGUAGGCGAGAUAAAUUGUGGAACAAUAUUAUUUAUAAGAUAAAGUGGAUUAGAUAUUAGAGAAGAUUAAAUCAACAAUAGAAUAGAAAAGAUUAUAGAAUGAAACAUAUAAAGAUCUUUUUGUGAAUUAUAGUUAAAGAAAACGUUUAUUGGUUGGUUGUGGACUUUAGCUUUUGUAGUAAUUUUCAGGCAUAAAUGCAAUCAUGUUUUUUUCUAAAAUUAUAUUUUCAUCUGUAAUAAUAAAAUAUCAAAAUUUAGAUAUUAAAAGAUAAUGAAACAAAAAUCAAUUGGGCAAAUGUGUCAGUUGGUUUGAUAAAUAUAAUAUUUAGCUUUAUAGCAAUUAGUUUACUUUAAAAAUUUGGAAGACGAACUCUUUUAUUAUAUGGAACAAUAGUUUGCACAAUAUUUUUAGCAGUAGCUUUUGGUUUUUCUUUUGAAACAAAUCCAAAUACAACUGUAGAAAUCUUAAUUGUAUUAGCAAUUUUUGGAUAUCUUGGUGCAUUUUAAUUGUCAUUAGGACCUGUUGCCUGGGUAAUAAACUCCAAUAAAUAAUAUUUAGAUUUAUGAUGCUGAUAUCUUAUCUGAGAAAGGAAUGUCUUUAGCAGUGCUAUGUAACUGGAUAAGUUGCACAAUGAUAGCAUUUGCAUUUGUAAUUCUAGAUAUUGAUAACAAUAAAGAUAGAUUAUCAAUAGUAUUUGGUUUCUUUACUGGAUGUUGUGUUUUAGGUGUGUUUUUCAUAUUAAAGUUUGUUUAAGAAACAAAAGAUAGAUCAUAAUCAAAUAUCGACAUCUUUUUUUCAUUAACAAAAGUUAAAGAAGAAGGUUUGUUGGGUUGA